Molecule: messenger RNA, 8593 nt
Organism: Aphidius gifuensis
Lineage: Eukaryota; Metazoa; Arthropoda; Insecta; Hymenoptera; Braconidae
Gene: RhoGAP19D
Product: rho GTPase-activating protein 21
Exons: 22
Coding region: 977-8017 (2346 amino acids)
Biological process (GO): signal transduction
Molecular function (GO): phospholipid binding; protein binding
Source: RefSeq, a predicted model, not a curated record
CAUAACAAAAACAAAAAAUAACUACAAGUAAUUGUUGCUAUAUACAACCCAAUUAACAAUAAAAUAAAAUAAAAAAGUGUCUUUAAAUUUACGUGAAUUCGUGUAUGUGUGUGUUCAUUUAUUUGUGUAUAAUUUUGUGCAAAAAAAAUAAAAAAAAUUAGCGGCUUGGAGGUGAUCAUCAUGAAGUACAGAGGACGUGCUUGUCGUCAUAUUAUUUCUGUGUGUUUUUAAUAAUAAUAUUCACAAAAUUCUCCCCCUUUAAUUUUAUAUAAAAUUUUUAUCCUUUUUAACAUGUUGUGUGUAUGAUAUCCUUGCCUCUCUUUUUUUCCUUCAUCCUCUCUUGUCAAUUCCAUUUGUAUGUACACACACACAUACACAACCAAAUCAUCCAUGUUUUUUUUUCAUACAAGUGUUGGUAAAUUUAGUAACUCAGUGCGAGUAUUGUCGUGGUGCCCCGUAGUAGUGACUGCUAGUGACGAAUAAUAUACGCUCCCGUGUGGACGUGUAUUUAAUAAAAAAAUACAAAAUACAUGUUAUUAUUUUUUUAACUCCAAUUUAACAAGUGUUUAUUAUUUUAUUAAUAUUGUGACUGUUAUUAUUUAAUAAUAUAACCUAAAUGUGAAUUUUAUUUUUAAUUUUUUUAUGAUAUUAUUUACAUGGAAAAAAAAAAUACUGGCAGUGAAAAAAUUGUGAAAAUUUUUUGAUAAUAUAUACGUGGUGGAUUUAUACUUGUGUUGAUAAUGUUAUUAUUAUUUUUUUAUUAUUUCAUUUAACGUGUAGAGUUGUUGUUUAAUUAUUAAAUUUAUUAUUUUUUUGGUAAUUAUGCGAAACGACGCGACGCCAGUGUGGCAUAAUUUAUAUUUCAGUGUUUGCGAGUGCAAAACGAGAAACGUGAUCUCAAUGUGUGCCCUUGGACGCCGAUGAGGAGUUUACCUGAGACGCUGGAUCGACAUCGUGGACAAAGAUUGAAGAAGUCAUGGCUGAUGAUCGGAGCACGCCCCAAGGGGUUAUCUCCCAAGCUAUUGGACAUAUAUCAUCAGCACAGUCACCACCACCACCAACAUCACCAGCUUCAAAUACAUCAUCAACAUCAUCAUCUGUUAAAAAUUCACCACCAAGAGGUCCAAGAACACUUUUAUUAAAACGCUGUGAAAAUGGAUUUGGAUUUACACUUCGUCAUUUUAUUGUUUAUCCGCCCGAGUCCUGCUAUACAUUACCGGGACACGAGCGGACGAGAAUUGAUGAACCAAUGGAUACAAUAUUUGUAAAACAAGUAAGACCAAAUUCAUCAGCAUCUGAGGCAGGUUUAAGAACUGGUGAUCGUGUUGUAUCUGUUGAUGGUGUACCAACAAGAGGUGAACAAUAUUCAAGUGUUGUACAAAGAAUUCAACAAGCUGGUGCAUGGUUACGUCUUCUUGUUGUAUCAAAAGAAGACGAUAUAUUACAAAGAUAUUUUGGUGAAACUGCUCAUAAUCCAGAAACAAAUCAACGUCCAGCAAGAUUACGUUCACCUGAACGUAUAUUACAAAAACAAAGACGUUCAAUGAGUAUGAUACCUGGACCAUCAUCACGUUCACGUCAAUCAUGGAUGUGUUCAACAUUACCUGGUACAGAAAAUAAAACAACAACAAAAGGUGCUACAUCACAAUAUUACAAUUCACAUGAAGAAUCAAUAAAAGAUCAAACAGCAAUAAAAAUGACAUCAGCACCAAAUAUACAAAGACGUCCAUUAGUUGAAUCACGUAAUAAAGAUUCAAUAUAUAAUAAUAGUAAUGAACGUAUACAACAACGUCGUUCAUUACCACAAGAUGUUGAUACAAAAUUAUCAACAUCAUCAUCAACAACACCGUCAUCAACAUCAUCAACAACAACAAAUACUGUUUAUCGUCCAAGUGACAAUCAUACACGUUUCGAUUUAUAUGAUAGAACACGUCCAGAAUCAAUUUAUUCACGACCAAGUAGUGAACAAAUAUAUGAUCGUAUUAAAGAUCCAAUAUAUGAACUUGUACAUCCAGAAUUAAAUACAGAAUUUAGUAAAUCAUUGGAUCAUCAAUAUCCAAUGUCACAUGCUGAACCACAAGUACCAAUAUAUCGUUCAAAUAAAAGAGUUGUUACAAGACGUGCCAGUGAGGGUUGUAGUAGUAGUGGUGAACAAUUAAAUGAUAAUAAUAAUAAUAAUAGCAAUAAUAAAACAAUAAAAAUACAAACAACAAUUGAUCCAACAUCACGUUUAAGUAUUGAAUCACAUAGAGAUACAUCACCAGCAAGUAAAGAUAGUAGUAUAUCAUCAUUUGAUUCAACAUCAACAUUAACUGGUAAUGAAUGUUCUGAUGAUUCAGUUAUUAUGACUAGAUUAAGAAAAAGUUUUGAACAAAAAGAAGAAUUUUUACGUAGACCAAGUCAUCCAAUUGGUUGGCUAUUACCAGAUGAUAAUAAUAGUAGUAAAAAUCCAUUAUUACCAUUAAAUAAUAGUGGUAUUAUACAACGUGAAUUUUAUGCUAGACCACAAAAAUUACAACGACAAGUAUGGCCACCAAUUGAACAACAACAACAACAACAACAAAAAAGUGAUAUAUUAUUAAGCAAUAAUUAUGAUGAACGUAUUAAAAAUAGCUGUAAAACAAAACAACAAAAUAAACAUAAUGAUAUUGAUAAUAAUCAUCAUGAUAUAUAUAAUGAUAAUACAAAUGAUGAUUUAGAUAAUAUUGUUGAGGAUGCACAAGCAAUUAGAGAUCGUUUUUAUUCAUCACUUUAUGAUACAAAUGGACAAUUUAAUAAAAAUAAUCAUUUUUCAUAUUCUAAAAAUAAUGAUUUACGAACUACAACAAAUAAUAAUCAUCAUAAUCAUACAAAUAAUACAAAUCAUAAUAAUAAUAUUAAUAAUAGUAAUAGUAAUAAUAACAAUAAUAAUAAUAGUAAACAAUUUAUAACAACAUUAUCAAGAAUACAUGAAAAUGUACAAGGACAAGGACAAGUACAACAACAACAACAACAACAAAGUAUUCAAGAAAAUAAAAAUGGUACAUCAUCAUUACCAUCAUCACCUGUACCAGAUAAAAAAUUAGAUAAACUUACAGCAACAGUAUCACCACCAGCUCCAACACCACCACAAGGCUUACAGAUUGUAUCAAAAAGAGCUAAACAAUUUGAAAGUGGUAGACUUUUGAGUGAUGAUGAUGAACCAACAAGUGAUCGUACUAAUUUAUAUAAAAGUGAACUAUCAAGAUUAUCAAAUAAACGUAGUGUUCCAAAUGUUGCUGUUAGAAAAAGAGAAUUUGAAUCAAAAGCUGAGUCAAAAGAUAUCAGAAGAAUUAUUGCAACACGUGAAAGUAAAUCAUUAGAUUCAUCAGCUAAAGGAUUAUCGGGAAAUAGAAUUAUACCAAUUGGCAGCAAACAUAUUCAUUGUGAACUUCCACCUGGUUAUAUUAUUGAAAAUAAAGAACCAUUGGUGACGGAUAUGGAACCGGUUAGACUUCGAGCACGUAGUAAUAGUGUUGAAUCUUGGAACGCAAUAAAUGGUGAUACAAGUCGACGAGGCGUUAGAAAUACUUGGCAAAAUGAUGAUGAAGAUGACGAUGACGACGAUGAUGAUGACGAUGACGAUGAUGACAACGACAACGAAAUUCGAAAUAGCAAAGCUAAACGACAAGACAGCUAUCUCGAAGCUGUCAGAACACAAAAAAAUGUACAAGAAAAACAACAACAACAACAACGUCAAGCUGAGAAGCUAAUAAAUGGUACAGCAAAUGAUCAUCAAAAAUCAUCUUUACACCCAACAACAACAACAACAACAACAACAAUAUUUGAGGCUCGUGUGACACCGAGUAUCACAUUACCAAGUGUUACAAUAAGUCCACCACAACCAGUACGACCCAAUCAUCUUCCCAUUACAAAUCCAUUACGUCCUCUUGAUAAUUGUCUUACCACAUAUCAACAACAAUAUAACAACAGUGACAACAACAACAGUGAAGACACGACUAUAGCUCCAGGCUCAAAUACAACAGCAACAAAUGGAGUAGUACUGAGACGACAAAAAAACAAUCAGAUAAGUGAUGAAGAUCGUGCAACAAGGCGAGUGUCUUACCUCAAGGCAACUUGGGGCGAACGGAUGCACGUUGAUAGCGACCUAGAACUCAGUGAUUCUGAACCAGUUAACCAGUCACUUCGAAGUGCACACAGACGAUGGAAACCACCACUAUUUCCAAGUGACAUAACUCCACUUCGUCGUAUCUUUGAAGAUGUUACACAGGCAGCUCAUCUUCAUCUCAAUUAUCAUAAUCGUAGUAUUUCAAGUCCUCAUACUGCAAGUGGUAAUUUGAAGGACAUCGAACCAGUCGAACGAGAGGGAUCUCUUCAUGUCAAGUUUACAGUGCUAGAUGGAAAGCGAUCAACUGAUAGAUCAUGGAAACAAGUUUGGGGUGUAUUACGAGGACCAAUUUUAUACUUUUAUAAAGAUCGUCACAGUCAGAGCCCAUCAGCAACAAGUGAUGGUGAUGCAGGACAAAAUGUUGAUGUAAGAUGUUCACUGGUUGAUGUUGCUGAUGAUUAUACAAAAAGAAAACAUGUUUUACGUGUUGCAAAUCCAACAGCUGAAGUAUUAUUACAAACAGAUGAUGCAGCAUCAAUGGCACUUUGGUUACGAUCACUUCAUAAACAUGCUGCUGCUGAAAAAAUUACGGAUGUUAAUUCAAGUACAUCAAAACAACAAGCAGUACCACAAACACCAGGACCAACAACAACACCAAAUUCUGGACAAAUUGUACAACGUUUAAGUCCAUUACCAAGUCACAAAGGAAUACGUAAAUUAACAUCAUUUAGAAAUCGUUCACCAACUGGACAAUCACCAGUUAAUAAAACACGUAAACCAAGUCAAACAGUUGAACCACUUGCAUCACCAAAAUCAAAAACAUGGAAAGGACGUGUUGCUAAACAAUUAAGACGUAUGCAUGGACAAGCUGGUUCACCAUCAUCACCAACUGCUCAAUUACCACCUGAAGGUGCAACAUUUAAAGUUCCAUUAGAACUUUGUCCAAUGUCAUCAUUUUCUGAAUUUAUACCACUUAUUGUUGAAAUGUGUACGAGUAUUGUUGAAGCAAGAGGAUUAGAAGUUAUUGGUAUAUACAGAGUGCCUGGUAAUACUGCUGCAAUUUCACAAUUAACUGAAAGUGUUAACAAAGGAUUUGAAAAUAUAAAUUUACAGGAUCCAAGAUGGAGUGAUGUUAAUGUAAUAUCAUCAUUGCUUAAAUCAUUUUUCCGUCAAUUACCUGAUUCUUUAUUGACUGCCGAUUUAUAUCCAAUGUUUAUUGAUGCUGAUAAAAUUGAAGAUCCACAAAGAAGAAUGUCAACAAUAAGAAAAUUAUUACGUGAUUUACCAGAAUAUCAUUUUGAAACAUUAAAACAUUUAAUGUGUCAUUUAAAAAAAGUUGUUGAACACAGUGAAAUUAAUAAAAUGGAAGCUAAAAAUUUAGCAAUUGUAUUUGGACCAACACUUGUUAGAGCAAGUGGAUCAAGAGAUAAUAUGGUUACAAUGGUUACUGAUAUGAGUCAUCAGUGUAGAAUUGUCGAAAGCUUAUUGAACAAUGUCGAUUGGUUCUUCUGCGAAGAAGACUUAGACGACUUGAGCAGAUUAAGUGUUAACCUUAGUCUACCAGCAGAUGGUAGUGAAAAUGAAACAUCAAAUACAAAUCACAAUUUAUUACUAAACAACAUUCAAAAAGUUGAAGGCAUGCGUGAAAUGGUAUCAGCUAAGGAUAUUGUAUCAUCAAUAAUAUCCGCAGCAAACAGAAAAAUUCAAAGGAGAAGAAAAGGACCAGAAGAACACGAGGGUGAUGAUCAUGAAGAUGACAAGUCUAAAAUAAAGCAAGAUGCUGAAACACUUGUACGCCAAAGUAUGGCUCUAAAUGAGCGUCAAUGUAGUGUCAGUGAAAUAGUUUUGAUGCAUGAAAUUAAAAGUCAGCCAAAUAAUACAAGUGAACGUAAUGAUUGUGGUCAAACAAUGCCAGCAACAACCACAACAGCAACAACAACAGUAACAAAUAGUCCAAAGUAUUCUAAUAAUUCACAACAACAAUACCCAACAGUAUCAUCAUCAAGUAUUGAUUCACCAAGAUUAUCAUCAUCAGAUAAUUGUUGUACUGGUAGUCUUGAUACAGUAUCAACAUUAUCAAAUUUAUCAAGUGAUACUAAACAAAGUGGUAAUGAUGAAGUUGCUAUUCGUACAUAUGCUGGUCUAUCAGCAACAACACAAGAAAGAAUACGUAGAUUUGAACAAGAAACAAAAGCAAUGUUACAACGUGAUCAACACAGACAAAAACGUGAAGCUGAAAAACGUGAUGAAGAAAGAAAAAGAAUCGAAAUGGAAUGGCAAAAUGCUAAACGUGAAAUGGAAAAUGAUGAUAUUUAUGAUGGUAUUUGUAUGGAUAAUAAUAAUAUUGAUAAUUCAUCGUCAUAUUUAACUGAUCGUAUGAGUAAUUUAAGUGACAGAAUAUUUGAACGUAAUUGUGGUAAUGAUAGUGGUAAUGAUAGACACAGAUCGAAAUCAACAACAAGAUUAACACCAAUGUCAAUUGCAUUACAACAACAACAACAACAAUCACCAUCAUCAACAACAUCAUCAGCAACUGCAACACAAAAAGCACAUGCAACAUCACAAUUAAGUUGUAUUAUUGGUGAUAAAAUAAACAAUGGUGUUAUUAAGAAAUUUAAAAUUGACAAAGAACCUUCUAUGGAAUCAUUAGCACCAACUCGUUAUGGCAGUUUGGAUUCAUUACAUGAAGUUCAUACAUCACCAUCACCAUCACAUCAAACCCGUGGAAUACCUGGUGACAUUUCCGAUGAUGGAAGCGAUCUAUUGACCAGUUUAACAUCGACAUUCGAUCGCAAAUGGAAAUCACUUGUUAAUCCAUCAAGUAUACUGUUGAAUAAUACAAAUGUAUUUAAUGAAAAAAAAGAUAUUAAUGAUGACACUGAUAGCAAAAAAACAAUAUGUACAGCUGAAGUAUUUCGUGAUCCAAGUUUACACAGAUCAGUUGGUGAAAUGUCACAUCAAAAUCGAAAGAGAAAUGACUCAUUGGAUAAAGAAAAUCAAUCACCAGUCACAAAAUGUACAGAUAAAUUAAUAUCGAAAUUAAAGACAACACCUGACAAUGAUCUUAUGUCACGUCAUAAUAAUAUUAUCGAAAUAAAUACAACAGCAACUGAUUCAUCAGAUGGUGGUUCAAUACUUGAUGCAACUGAAAAAGAUGAAAAUUCAAAAAUACCAGAAAAACAUAUUAACAAUAAUCAAGAUGAUCAUACAACAAAUAAACCAUCAAUAUCAAAUGAUAAAAAACAAACAACAAAUAAUAAUAAUAAUGAUAGAAAAAUACCAGAUAUAUCAUAUACAAAUAAAUUAAAAAAAUUUGAAAGUUUAAGUGAAGCAACAAAUGAAACACGUUCACGUUUAAAAAGAUCUGAAUCAUUAAAUAAACGUACUGAAAUAAAUUCAUCAAAAUUAAAAAGAUCAGAAAGUUUAAAUAAACAUUCUGAUCGUUUAGUUGUAUCACCAACAAAUAGUAAAUUGAAACGUUCUGAAUCAUUAAGUAAAAAUGAAAAAACCGAAUGUAAUAUUAGUAAACGUAGACAAACAGUUAGAAAAGAUAAUUCAACAAAAUUAAAAAGAAAAAAUGGUAUGCCUGAACGUUCAAUAAAACGUCGUCAUACUGUUGGUGGUACAAAAGAUUUUGAUAAAGUACAUUGGCUUGAUAAUAAAUUACAAUCAGAUAAUCAUAUUGUUAUUAAAAAUGAUGAUGAUAAUAAUAUUAUUAUUAAACCUAAAAAAAGUCAGUUACGAACAAGUUCACCUGAUUUAAGUAGUAAUCGUGUUAAUGUUAAUAGUGAUGCUAGUUUUCUUAUUGAAGUUAGUUUUCGUGGUCCUAGUAAUGUUGUAUUUAAUGUUACAAAUACAAGACCACAAUCAUUGCCUGAUGCUAAUUUAGCAUCAAAAAAUUUUAAAGUACCACUUGAAAGUCAUGUUUAAAUUAUUAAUUACAUCAAUCAAUUUUUAUCAAUACAAUAUUAUUUCAUUUAACAAAUGAAACACUAUAAUUUCGAAAAUAUUUUUUUUUUUUUUUGCUAAUCAUCAAUCAUAUCAAAUUUUUAAUUGAAAAAUAAUAAUAAUAGAAAUAUCAUUAAUAUAUAAAUUUAUAAAAGAAGAAAUCAUGGUCAAAAUAUAUAUAUUUUUUUUUUAAUUAAAAUCAUCAACUAAAUGAAAAUAUUAUUAAUAUUUUUACUUGUAAAUUUUGUGAUUUUAUAAUUUUCAUUUUUUUAAUUAAUUAUUUUUCUUUUUGUUUAUUGUCUAUUAAUAAUUUAUAGAUAUUUUUUUUUUUUUGUAUAUUUUAUUCAAUUUUAAUGAUAUUUUAAGCUGUCGUUUAAUUAUUUUUUUUUUUAAUUAUAAAAAUACACACAAAGUGAUUAAAUGUUGAAGAAGAAAAAUAUAAUAAUUGAUAAUUGUUUUUUUAUUUUUAUUGUGUAAAUAAAUGCCCGAGAGAAAAAAGAAGAGAGUUUUUCCAAUGGCUCUUUAGUUUCUUUUUUAGCUUUUUAAGUUGAUUUUUAC